UGAAGAUAAUGUGACUUCUGUGAAUAUUCAUGAACAAGAAGAUGGAAGUGCUGUGGGGAUUUCUGGGAUCCUUUAAGAAGGUCCGGAGUCGAUAUCCUCGAUGAUCAAUCCUAUUCGAGAAGAUGCUGAUUUUGAAUCGAUGGGUAGAAAUGAAGAGAUUGUGACUUCUGUGAUUAAUCAUGAACAAGAAGAUGGAGGUGCUGUGGGGAUUUCUGGGAUCCUUGAAGAAGGUCCGGAGUCGAUAUCCUCUAUGAUCAAUCCUAUUCGAGAAGAUGCUAAUUUUGAAUCGAUGGGUAGAAAUGAAGAGAUUGUGACUUCUGUGAUUAAUCAUGAACAAGAAGAUGAAGGUGCUGUGGGGAUUUCUGGGAUCCUUGAAGAAGGUCUAUCCUCGAUGAUCAAUCCUAUUCGAGAAGAUGCUGAUUUUGGUUAA
Molecule: messenger RNA, 430 nt
Organism: Gordionus sp. m RMFG-2023
Lineage: Eukaryota; Metazoa; Nematomorpha; Gordioida; Chordodea; Parachordodidae
Exons: 3
Coding region: 101-430 (109 amino acids)
Source: RefSeq, a predicted model, not a curated record